AUAAAAGUUUCGACCGCCGUUUUUUCUAAAGGGAUGGAAUUUAAUACGAAACAUCGAAAAUUAUGCAAAACUAAAAAUUCAAUUCGUACUCCCGCUUCCACAAAAUCACGUUUGACCAAAAAGCGAAUUGUAACGCGAAAAAGGAAAUGUGUUUGCCUCCCUGAAAAUUAUUCGGUAGUUGAAUUCCCAUCUAUAUGGAAUGAAUUACGGCAGAAUGGCCAGUUGUGUGACGGGACGAUUGUUUGUAGGGACAUGAAAUCAAUACGAGUACACAGAGCCAUACUCUCAGCUGUUAGUCCUUAUUUCAAAGCGAUAUUUAUAAAUUCGUUGAAGAAAGGUCAACCGGAAGAAACUGAGAUAUCUGUAGAUGUCCCAAGUUACUAUAUGAGUUUAAUACUUGAUUAUGCCUAUACAGGUACAUGCACAGUUACAGCAGGGAAUGUAGAAUAUUUAUUGCCGUAUGCAGAUCAAUUUGAUAUUUUAGGCGUUAUACAAUCGUGUUGUCAAUUUCUGUUGCAAGAACUAAGACCUCACAACUGUCUAGGUAUAUUCAAAUUUGCCAAGUACUAUUUCUGUGGCGAGUUAGAGAAAAAGGGAAAAUUGUAUAUAAGACAGAAUUUUAACCGAAUACUUAAGGAAUGUAAUGAGUUUCAGUCGCUUUCUUAUGGCGAGCUUGAAGAUAUUCUGCGUGACGACGAAUUAAACGUACGUAAUGAGGAAAUUGUAUUUCAAGCUGUAAAAACGUGGGUAGAACACGAUAUUGAAAAUAGAAGAAAAUAUGUUCCUUCGCUAUUGUCUUGUGUGCGAUUUGGUCAUAUAAGUUACAAGUAUUUUAAAUCAAAAAUAUUACAGUGGCAGCCUGUGGUCGACGAUGAUAAAUGUCAAGAAGCGCUAUACCCAGCUGUAGUAUUCCUUACGGUAUUGGAUUCAAGACCUGGUACAGAGGCAGACCUUAACGACCCGUUAGCUCGCCCUCGAAUUCCUUAUGAAAUACUUUUCGCGGUCGGUGGUUGGAGCGCUGGCAGUCCGACUAGUUUCGUUGAAACCUAUGAUACAAGAGCAGAUCGUUGGUUUCUCUCAAUCCACAUGGAUCUCACGCCUCGUGCGUAUCAUGGGUUGUGCACUUUGAACAACUUGAUAUACAUGAUCGGCGGCUUUGACGGUAGUGAUCAUUUCAAUACAGUGCGAUGCUAUGACCCAGUGGCAAAUACCUGGCAUGAAAGAGCAUGCAUGUACCAAGCGAGGUGUUAUGUCAGUGUAGUUGCACACGAUGGUUUAAUUUACGCAUUGGGCGGGUACAAUGGCCGUACUCGUAUGUCUUCAGUAGAGCGAUACUACCCCGACAAGAAUCAAUGGGAGAUGACCACAGCUAUGAAUAAACAAAGAUCCGACGCCUCCGCAGCUUCUCUCUGUGGAAAGAUCUAUAUAGUCGGUGGUUUCAACGGACAAGAAGUGUUGAGUUCCGCAGAAGUCUUCGAUUCUGACACGAAACAAUGGAGCUUCAUCAGGUCAAUGAUUAGCCCUCGCUCGGGAGUAAGCCUCAUUGCAUACAGAGACUGUUUGUAUGCACUUGGCGGGUUCAACGGAUACAGUCGUUUGAAUACUGGAGAGAGAUUCAACCCGCAACGCGGUGGUGACUGGCAGGAGAUUACAGAGAUGUUCAGCGCCCGAAGUAAUUUUGCAACAGUUUUGCUGGACGAUAUGAUCUUCGUUAUUGGUGGAUUUAAUGGUUCGACUACAAUUCCUCAUGUGGAAUGUUACGACGGCGACACCCUGGAGUGGUAUGAUGCAGCACCAAUGAACUUGAACCGAUCAGCUCUCAGCGCCUGCGUUCUUGCUGGACUACCUAAUGCACGCUCAUUUUCCUACCUAGCCAAAGCUGUCCCUGCAGCUGGCGCCGACCAAGCUCAUCAUUCCUAAAUACCAAAACCAAUAAUAUCAGAAAAAUACCCAAUACCAAUAAAUACAACGAACUCAUUGAAUCCUUCGCUACAAUUAUUAACGUUCUUCGUUAUGUCUAUGAAUACUUUUGGAUUGCUUUUAUUAUCUAUCUAAAUUUAUUAUCUGAAUAGUAUAUUGAUUGUUAGUGAUAUCUCACUGUGAUAUUUUGAUUGUACAUAAAGUUUGUGUAUAUAUUUUAUACCUAUCGUAAAUCAUGGCUAAUAGCAUUAUUUUAAUGUACAGACAUUAAUUUGUACUUUGUUUUUAUUUAGAGAUACAUAAUACAGGGGCUAUAGGCUCCAAUGAUAUUUUUAUUAUUUUAGCGAGGGAUUUUUAGAAAAUUUCCAAGUUCUUUUUAAUUGUGUAAUUUGUGAUAAAUUUUAUUUUAUUUAUAUGUGUAUAGUUCGCGGCCUUAUCAAAUCAGAGUGGUCGCGUUUUGGAUGAGUGUAAAAUACUGCGGUAGCCGGAACCAUCGCUGUAUUGUUGUAUCUGUGAUAUUUUCAUGAGUUGCAUGAUGUAUAAAAUUAAAAAAAAUGUAAAAUGAUUUUUUUAUUUUGAAAAUUUACUGUACCUGAUUGAAAUAUUGAUAAAUUCACAAAUAAAGAA
Molecule: messenger RNA, 2547 nt
Organism: Achroia grisella
Lineage: Eukaryota; Metazoa; Arthropoda; Insecta; Lepidoptera; Pyralidae
Product: kelch-like protein 10
Exons: 7
Coding region: 34-1920 (628 amino acids)
Molecular function (GO): protein binding
Source: RefSeq, a predicted model, not a curated record